GUUCAAUAAUCUCUCUGUUCAAUUUCGGUUUUUCUUGCUCCUCAUCAACAAUCUUUCCAUUUAUAAGCACGCAUGCCCGCAAAUAUCAGACCUCUUCACACAGAAAAUACUUCCUGUCGAAAGUCUCAGGAGUCUCUCAAGACGCGCUCUCUUUGCAGCUGUAAUUGCCUUCUGCUCCUUUUCAGACUCGAUAAGCUAUAUGUUCUGCGGGUGAAUGAUACUAGGGCUGAUCAAAUCCGGAACAAAAAGAUGAAGAAAAGUGCGAGCAACAGUCAGUCGUCAGCAAAAGUCGAGCGCAAGACCGUGGAGAAAAACCGAAGAAUCCGCAUGAAAGUUCUCUGCUCCAAGCUUGCUUCCCUCGUUCCUCAACACCCUAUCACCACUUCUAAGGAAUUGCUGUCGCAGCAAGAUCUGCUGGAUCAAGCAGCGACACACAUAAAGCAGUUGAAAGAAAAGAUUGAAGGGUUGAAACUGAGGAAGGAACAAGCGCUAUUGCAGUCCAAAGGGAUUGGCACAAGCAGCUAUUUGACUUCACCGGAUGAUCAGGGGGCUCAACUAGGGUUCGUGCUUCCGGUGUUCGAACUGAGAAACCACGGUUUAGGUCUAGAAGUGAUCUUGAUCAGUGGGAGGAGGAAGAACUUCAUGUUGUAUGAAGUGAUCAACAUUCUUGAGGAAGAAGGAGCUGAGGUUCUCAGUGCCAGCUCUUCGGUUAUUGGUGAUAAGAUCUUCCACACACUCCAUGCUCAGGUGGGACUAUGUAGAGUUGGAGUAGAGACCACUAGGGUGAGGGAAAGAUUAAAAGAAUUGAUCCGCUGAUUCUCUCUAGAGAUCGAUCUUCUAAUGUUGCAACAACAAACAAUACGAGAAAUGACACAAACUUUGGCCUGAAAAAUGGUAAUCAACUGAUGCAGAUUGGAGACAGAACGAAAUGCAGAGUCGGCGUAUGUUUCAUGUUGUCGCAAAACUGAAGUAGCCACGACUAGCAAGCUACAUAGUCAUUAGUAGCAAAUGUUGAAGCUAUAAUCUUAAUAAUAAAAAAGCCAACCAAGAGUGAUAUGUGUAAACGGC
This is a messenger RNA of Rhodamnia argentea, 1068 nucleotides long. RefSeq names its product transcription factor bHLH162-like. The record is from RefSeq and is a predicted model, not a curated record. NCBI's taxonomy places the organism in Eukaryota, Viridiplantae, Streptophyta, Magnoliopsida, Myrtales, Myrtaceae. Gene Ontology annotation, biological process: regulation of transcription by RNA polymerase II. The transcript is spliced from 3 exons. Gene Ontology annotation, molecular function: protein dimerization activity; RNA polymerase II transcription regulatory region sequence-specific DNA binding; DNA-binding transcription factor activity, RNA polymerase II-specific. The coding region runs from base 73 to 816 and encodes 247 amino acids. Gene Ontology annotation, cellular component: RNA polymerase II transcription regulator complex.